Messenger RNA from Anopheles moucheti, 2635 nucleotides. RefSeq names its product zinc finger protein 418-like. The coding region runs from base 298 to 2217 and encodes 639 amino acids. The transcript is spliced from 4 exons. The record is from RefSeq and is a predicted model, not a curated record. NCBI's taxonomy places the organism in Eukaryota, Metazoa, Arthropoda, Insecta, Diptera, Culicidae.
UCGGUGAUUGUUUGUUUUGGUGUAGCGCUUAAAAUAAUGCAUUUAAUCGGUGUUUUGUCCAAGCAUUCAGCUAAAUAUUAUCGAACUAUUGUAGAACAAGUUACCCAUCCCCUGAGAAAUAUAUCGAUCAGUGGCUACCGCAAAGUGGAACCCGUUUUAAACGGGGCUUAAGUUUUUCCGCUCGAAGAAUACCUAACCUCACUUUCUGUUUCGUACGAAGGCCGAAUGUUUUGAUUGCGUUUUGGACGUCCGGCAAUCUCCCGGUUUGUUUGUUUUGAUUUGGGAGAAACAAAUCCUAUGCAUCUAUUGCGUGAACACAUGAUGGACAAUGAAGCUAGUAUGAAGUGCUUACCGGUAAUAAUCGAUUCGCCAUCCGAUGUCGCGAUGAAGCGUUGUUCGGCAGAUGAAAAAUCCGGAAAAGCGUCCUUCAAUGGCAGCAGUAAGCCAAAGGACCAAAAUAGUGGUAACGAGUUGAAGUUGGUAAUGGAACCUCAAAAUCCUUCACCCACGAAGUAUUUCGACAUCAACGGUGUACCACUGCGCAAGGGAUUGGAAAAUGGUAGCCUUGAACAAAACUCCGACACGGACCAUCAAGAAAAACGAGGAAGUAAAGUGAGCAUAACGUGUUGCAACUGUGAGAAAACAUUUACUUCCAGAGCGGCAUAUGAGCUGCAUUACCGCAAAACCUAUGAGCAGGAUCCGGUUUAUGUGUGUACAGUGUGUGGCAAGCGCAUCAAACAGUAUAGGGCGUAUCAGCUACACAGUUACCGGCACAGCGCAAACCAACGAUUUAGCUGUCCAGAUUGCUCUAAAACGUUCCACCAAAAGUCGGAUCUCACUCGUCACCAAAACAUCCAUCAACCCAACAACGGAUCUGGAUCCUCGAAGGAUCGCAGUUCGAAAAAUGAGGAAGUAAAGCUGCAAGCAAUACCCUGCCCAAGGUGUGAUGCGAUCUUUGCAACACAAGCUGAAUUUAAGGAACACUCCAGAAAGCUUCAUAGAACCCCAAAACAGUUGGUAGACUGUCCGGACUGUGGAAAAUCUCUUUCUACCGGAAGCCUCUACUCUCAUCGCAAGAUACACUCCGAAAGUCCAAAGUUUUCCUGCCCUGAAUGUGGACGUACGUUUGUGCAGAAAAUUAACCUCAUUCAGCACCACAAAACGCACCUGGGCGACCGUCCCUUCCAGUGUGGCCAGUGUGAUAAAGCAUUCUGUGAAAAGGCGCACCUUCAACGUCACCUUAACUAUCAUUCGGAAGAGCGACCGUACCGCUGUGAGCUGUGUGGCAAAUGUUACAAAACGGAACGCUGCCUAAAGGUGCACUCGGCCGUCCACAAUAACGAGCGUCCGUUCGUUUGUCCCGAGUGUAACAAAGGGUUUCUCAGCAGCUCUAAGCUGCGCCAGCACAGCAACAUCCAUUCCGGGUUGCGACCGUUCAAGUGCAAGUAUUGCACGCGGGAUUUCACCAACUUUCCCAACUGGCUCAAGCACAUCCGGCGCCGGCACAAGGUAGACCAUCGUACCGGCGAAAAGUUGGACAGUGUGCCAAAGUUUAUGACAAAGAAAAAGGGCGGCGAAGGCGUGCGCAAAAAGGAACCUUCUGAACCCCGAACGUCUGGGUUGGACAGGUCGAAAAAGCGCACGGUUAAAAUGCCGAUCAUAGCUCUGCCGGAUGUGCUGAAGGAUGAGUCGCUACCAUACUUUAGUGAAAGCUCCAACAUCGAUCUCAACUUAGUAUGUAAGGAUGAUCUUCUGCAGCCGCUUGCGGACGAAAUUGAGGACAUAUUUCAGUGUUUACCGUCUGACGAGUCGAAGCUAAGCAUUCCGGAACCGUUGGAGCAGCUAUGCAACUCGAGCGUUUCAGACGAACAACAGAAGCGUUUGGGAAGUAGCAGCUUGCUGUCGCCGGAAGAGGAUUGUGAUUUUAUUAUUAGAAGCCCAAUCGAGCAUCCAGACGUGUCUACAGAUCUCAUUAAGCAUGAACUUCCCAGCAACGUAUUGUCCAGUUGCGAGAAAGAAACAUUCACCGGGCCUUUGCUGUACGAUACUCAUCUGUCUAUUCUGCCAACAAUGGCAGCUUUCUGCAACAGCGAAGAACAGCAGUUCCGGCUUAUAAAUCCUCAUUUCAUACACCUAACUAGUAGUACAACAUUUCUUGGUGGAAGUUCCAGGAUGUCACCGGACAACAGCUCUGUGCCGGUUUCCAUCGGUGAAUGAUAGCUUCCACUCUCCGGCCCGGCAUCGGUUUCGGUUAUUGGGCUGUUAGUAGCGAGAGGUUUAUAUGUUUUUUUUUGUUCUUUCCCCAGUGGUCAUAGUUUGAGAUACAUUGGGACUUACUCUACAUUUAUUUUGUAUCCAAUCGCCACGGGAUGUUUAUUCACUUUUUUCUUAUCUCUAACCUGAGUUCUAUAGUUCAGCGUGCUUUACAAAGAUUCAACAUAAACAGCCCAUUGCGAAUUAAGAUAAUAGGCUAGUGAUUAGAUAGCGUAAAAAAGCCCUCGAGAGGCAAUAUCGAUUCAAUCCAGUGUGUGAGUGAGUGUGUGUACACGCAAAGCAGAUAAAGAUCGAUGAUAAUUCCUUUUUUUACUAAAAUCCACAACGCUCCAAAAUGCUGAUUGACUGAACUGAAAAAUGG